CAGCGGUACCCACACGUCCACCCAGAACGAAGCGAACCUCAACCGCCGCGACUCCACCAUUUUCGAGCUGCCCGCGUUUCUGAAAGAACGACGCGCAUAGCGGGCGGGCAUCAUCACUACAACCACCUCAUAUUUUCAUCCCGACCUCCCUCUACCGCGACGGCUGUCCGACUGCUGCGCCUCUUGUCGCCGAUGAUUACAGAAACUACUUAGCGACUUUUGGCUUCCUUUCGACCUGGUCUGGCUCAACCGUCCAAACAAAGAAAAAACAAGAUCUCACCACCGUGAUUGAGAAUCAAGCACGAUGGAGGCGUUGCUAGGCGCUUCCAACUCCAACCCUUCGUGCGGCUCCAUCCUCGAGCUUAGGGAGCAACUGCGCAGCGUCUUCAGUACCAAGGUCACGGAAAAGAGAGCCGAACACGUCUCAGUCACAUUGGAGCUGCGCUCGACCAGCGUGUUCCAUAUUCCAGUCACCGAGCCUGAGAACGAGCAACUUGAGCAGGCCGCCUCGAUCGAUCCGUCGCUGGGGGGCGCCCAAUCCAGCGUAGCGCCUGCAUCAGGAGAAGGAGGUGCCAACGGCAAUGUCAACGGAAACCAACCAACGCGCCAGAUCAACGCGAUUGAUGCGCUGAUCAACCAGCCCUCCGACGACCACGUCUUGCAGAAAUCGGUUGCGAAGCAUAUCAUCACGACGCUGGGUGAAAUCGAUGGCAGUAGCUGGGCGGUGCGCCAGGUCUCACGCGGCGAACAGGGCUGGACAUUUGGAUACAUCUGCAAGGAUUCAUGGCAAGCUUGGAGUCGCCAGAAUGCUAAGAAUCCUGGCCGAGCCGUCAUUGGUGAAUGGAGCCAGAAGCCGGAUAGUAUGGAUGCUGUUAAUUUGAGCCGCCCUGCGUUUGACUGCAGAGGAUCAGUAACGGUUGCGUUUGUGAAGGGCAGAAAAGUCAUCGAAGUCAAAUACGAUCACACGCCUCUUCACAAAACAGUAGGACAGCUUAUCGAACUUCUAGUGCCUCCGCCGGCUCCUCGUGAACCCAAGCAUGCGUUGCAACGAAGGGAACCAAAGAAGCCAAAGGAACCAAAGCCCCCAAAGCCCCCAAAGCCCCCCAAACAGCCAAAGCCACCCAAGGAUCCCAAUGCGCCAAAACCACCUCGGAAGAAACGGCCCGCAGGCGAAGGUGGCGCAGGAGACGGUACUCAACCCAAGAAGCGCCGCAAGAAGAAGGACGCGGCUGCUGUUGGUCCAGACGGGAGUAUUCUUCCGCCGGAGAUGCCAGGCGGCGAUACCCAAAACGGCUACAGCACUUAUCCAGAAGGACUCGUCGGUCAAGCUCCAGCUGCAGCCGAUGAGGGCGUUCAUGUUCAUUCCAUUCUCAACAUUCCUCCUGCCGAGGCAGCUAGGCGUCGCACGGUGGCCAUUGACCUACUCGAAUCAGGCGGCAUUGACCCCAAGACUCUCUCCCCCGAACAGUUCAACAUCUUUGCCAACCAAGCCCCUGAACUUCAACAGGAGUCGUUGGAUAUGCUCAAGAGGUACGGUGCCGAGCGACUUCGCAUCGUACACCCCGAUAAGGAACAGGGAGAUGGUGCACAAGCUGCUCCUGCUACGCAGGCGGCCACAGCACCAUCAACAGCGCCGAUCAAUCCCUUAAAAAAGAAGUCUAAGAAGAAGAAGUCCGGAGUAGUGGACAGUGAGGAGGGCGUUGCCGCGUCGGGUGGUAAGAAGAAGAAAAAGAAGAACAAGGAGAAAUUGACAAGAGGCAAAUGCGAUCCUUGUCGCGAUCGUAAAAUACCGUGCACAAAGGAGAAACCAUCUUGCUCGCAAUGCACGACAUCGGGGUUGCAAUGCCAUUAUGCUCUCGAAAGGAAAGUGAAAGACAUUUCUCCAGAGUCAGAGGCAGAACCAGAGGCCCAGUCCGAGCCUGUAGUUGUCGAAGCCGACGAAGAGCCGGAAGGCUUAGGGUCGCCGGGUUUUCAUAAUGAGCCGGCUCACCAUGAACCUGCUAGCCAUGAACCCUUUAACCAAGAACAAGACAGUCAUGAUUCAAUCGAUAAUAAUAUGCCACAUGGACUACCAACGUCUGGGUUGGUCUCACCUCAACCGGAAUCAGCAACAACAUAUCAUCAGCCUUCCGACCUCUACCAGCAGUUCAACUCGUCGGUGGACGCUUCGGCUACUCCUGAAGUGGCCCAUACCGGCGUCACACCUGCAGCAAUGGACUAUAUGCAUUCCUCGGUUACUGACAACUCUUUACACAACUUCUCAUACACCCAACCUCAGUCUGAGCCCGAGCCGGCGUCGGCACCGGUACCCGAGCCAGAACCCAUACCUGAGCCUGUACCUGUUGUUGAGCAACCUCCCCCUGUUCAGCACACAUCUAACUACGCUCAGCAGUCCAGCUCAACACAGGCGGGCGGUAGGACAAGACGGAGUCUGCCUUCAGGGCCAUCGGUGCAAAGCGGUGCCAUGAACGGUCACACCACCCAUGCUCCAACGGAAAGCUGGACUCCUGUGCCGGUACCUACGAUCCCGGCCGCCUACCAGAACAAGCCCUCUCCCAGGGCUUCAAGAGCAAGGAAGCCAGCACCAGCCGCGCCUCAGACGUCGAUGCAAAAUAUGACGCAGCACAGAACCCAGAAUACUGUGCAACAACCGGCGUCACAAGCGUUUGAUGACCUGCGGCAAGCCUCAAGCUGGUCAUCGGUUCCUCAACCUACUAUUCCUGCCCAAAAGACAAGUCAACAACAGGCGCGCACCUCGCCCUAUCAAGCAGCAGCUCAGGCCGUCCGUGCUUCGUCUCGGCAGGGCAACCGAAGCCAGAACCAUACACCGGUACAGCAGCAAACCAGUGCGCCAGGACGGCAUAGCCAGCUGCAAGCUUCCCAAUCCCAUACGGACAACUCUAAUUACCAGUCCAAUACAGGCGUAGCAGCCUCCACUUCGGUUGGUAAUUACGAUAGCUAUUCGCAGUAUCCUACGUCCAGUAGCAGGACAGAAGCCACGAAUACUCGUAUGAACUAUGAACCCUAUACUAAUCCGUCAUCUACUACGUCCAAUUCCUAUUCGUCCUACGACACUUAUAACACGCGGUCAAGUACCAAAACGCCAGUAGCAAGUUUAUCAGCAGCGCAGCCCACGGCUUCCUCAUACAACACCAACACAGCUACGGCGACACCAAGCACGUCACAAUGGGGGUCGAGUACAUCUGUCCCUCAGACGCGAAGCAGUGCUCGCUCGACUUAUGAUACAAAUCCAACCACGUCGGCCUCCAACCAAUAUAACAUGACCCCUUCGAAUCCCCCACAAUCCAGCUCCCUUCAGGGCUUCAACGUCAGGCCGCAGUCCAUGGCCCAGACCAGGUCCUCUACAGCCGCCUAUGCCCAGCAGCAACAGCAACAUCACCAGCAACAAUCACAGGCACAGCAGCAGCAGCGACAGCAGGUCCAACAGCAGCCAAGCUACAACAGCUACACAAGCCAGUCACACACCACGAACACACAGCAACAGCAGCAUCAACAGCAGCAGCAGACGCAAAACUGGGGUUACGGCAGUUUCGGAUCGACCACUAAUGCCUCGUCGACCGGUUACGGCUCCACCGGAGCCAGCAGCAGCGCGAACAACAGCUACUCGACGGGGACCUCGGCAAGUUCGCACGCCCAUAAUGCGGCGCCGGCUGCGACCAAUGCUGCGGCGUACAGCCACCAGCAGCCUCAUCAUAGGUCGAUGAACCUGUCAAGUAAUACGUACAGCAGCCACAUUGGGAACGAGGAUCAGGUGCUUUAUGAUUUGCUUAGACACCCUGGUGCUUAGUUGGAUGACCCAGGAGAGAGAGCGAACAUGUAGCAAGGUCGAUUGAAGGGUUGAAGUGGAGUUGAAGUGGACGAAAUGGUUGGAAUUUAGAGGCGCAUGGGCAGUCGAUUGCCUUGCCAUGCGUUGAGAUCGUUGCGUGUACGUAAUGAGCCACGUCUGCGAUACCAAGGCAGGAUAGGGGAAGACAUCAGGGGCGAGGCUAUUAACGAGCUAUAGUCGUCCCUUUUUUUUCGCUUUCGGAAGUUGAGAAUUAGCUGAUACAAUUGUGCACGAAACGAAGUCACGCAUUGGGGCUGAUAUAUGUUCGGUAGGGUAGCUGGGACGAACGAAAAGUAUGUCUUUUCUGACCAUAUUUUGAUUGUCUGCUGAUCGGCCGGUCACCGUUUUUCUUUCUCGGCGAUAGAUAUAUGGAGCUUUUCUCAUAGGGAUAGGAUAGGGAGGAUGAGUAUGUAAAGAGCAGCCUGUAGGCAGCGCUUUUCUUGUUGUUUUCACUCUGGGGGUUUAUGGCUUGCUUGGAUCAUCGUGAGAACUGGAAGGGGAGAAUGGAUGCCCUCCUCCAUCUUCGGGAUCUUGUUGACGUUCGAUGUAACCAAAUCCCUUCCUUUCCAUGGGCAGUCAUGAACACAUGCAUGUCUGUUCUCGUCUCAUCCGCCUGAAUUCUGACUAUGUGUCAAUCUGUCCUUACUGCUUACUGAAUGUGAAGACAGAUAAAAACAGACACCUUUGCACUCAC
Molecule: messenger RNA, 4541 nt
Organism: Neurospora crassa OR74A
Lineage: Eukaryota; Fungi; Ascomycota; Sordariomycetes; Sordariales; Sordariaceae
Gene: dmm-2
Product: DNA methylation modulator-2, variant
Exons: 4
Coding region: 305-3808 (1167 amino acids)
Biological process (GO): regulation of DNA-templated transcription
Molecular function (GO): DNA-binding transcription factor activity, RNA polymerase II-specific; zinc ion binding
Source: RefSeq, a predicted model, not a curated record